Molecule: messenger RNA, 1991 nt
Organism: Mytilus trossulus (common blue mussel)
Lineage: Eukaryota; Metazoa; Mollusca; Bivalvia; Mytilida; Mytilidae
Product: Golgi-associated PDZ and coiled-coil motif-containing protein-like
Exons: 9
Coding region: 47-1369 (440 amino acids)
Biological process (GO): negative regulation of protein localization to cell surface
Cellular component (GO): Golgi apparatus; membrane; trans-Golgi network transport vesicle
Molecular function (GO): transmembrane transporter binding
Source: RefSeq, a predicted model, not a curated record
AAUUAGACCUUGAAGGAAAAAAAUUAAUGUUUGUCGCCUAACCAAAAUGACAGCUACUUUAUCGUUUCGGUGGUUAGAACUUUUAGAAAAGGAAUUUGACAAAGCAUUUGUAGAUCUUGAUCUAUUGCUUGGUGAUAUUGACCCUGACCAAUGUGAAUUAACAUUUGAGGGCCGGCAAAAGAUGACAGCUCUCAGUGCUGCAUUUGCCCAGCUCUGUCACAAAGCUCAAACUGUAUUCCAAUCAAAUGCAAAGCUUGAAGCCCAGCUAGUAGAUAUGAGAUCAGACAUGAUAGAAAUGAAAUCCUCUAAAGCUCUGGUUGACAAAGAACUCCAUAAUGUCUUAUUACAACUCCAUUCACUGCAGUUACAGAAACAGGCUGAUAAAGGCAUCGAGGCGGAUUCUACAAGUAUAAUGAAAAAACUGGAAGAUGAAUUACAGGCACAAAAAGCAGAAUUUUUAAACAUGGCAAAAUUAGAGGCAGAAGUAAAAGAAUUAAGGAAAGAAAAUACUGAGCUACGUCAAUAUGUAUUAGCUCUGCAGGGAGAAGUUUAUGGUGCAAGACUUGCCGCUAAAUAUUUAGACAAAGAAUUAGCUGGAAGAAUUCAGCAGAUCCAGUUGUUAGGAAGAGAUAUGAGAGGAGCAGAGCAUGACAAGCUUUGGAACCAGUUAGAAGCAGAAAUCCAUCUACACAGACAUAAAACAGUAAUACGAGCAUGUCGUGGACGGAAUAACUGGAAGAAAAAAUUACCUGUUCCAGCAGGUCAUGACUUUAAAUCGUUAAGAAAACAGCAUGGUUUGGGAGAUGUUAGGAAAGUCCUUAUACAGAAAGGUGCUGAUGAUGGACUAGGUUUAUCAAUAACUGGUGGCAAAGAGCAUGGUGUUCCUAUCUUGAUAUCAGAAAUCCAUGAAGGUCAGCCUGCCGAUAGAUGUGAGAACCUGUAUGUAGGAGAUGCUAUACUGUCAGUUAAUAGUAUAGAUCUGAGGAACGCCAAACAUGCAGAGGCUGUACAAGUCUUAUCACAACAGACAGGAGAUAUAGAACUUGAAGUAAUGUUUGUCUCCCCUGAUGAAGAUAGUGAUGACGAGAAUCAUGAAUAUGAAGAUGAAAAUGGUUUUAGAUACAGAAUAUAUGAUGAUGAAGUUUUAAGUACAGCAAGUGAAACAGACAAGCCAGAUAAUUCUACUCAUAAAACCAAAACUAACAGUUCUGAUCAAAUGUCAACAAAUUCUAGUCCUCUCAGAUCACCUGGAGCGACAGGAAGUAGCACUAACAGUCCUAGCAAGAGAAUUGAUGUAGGAACGUUCCAUACAAACAACAUACAGGACUCAAACAAAACAGAAGAAUCUCCGGCUUUUGAUUACAGAUAAUCAAAAAUAACAUUGUUAUGUUAUCCAUUAUAUUACACAUUAAUUGUUUUAUUAAUGGUAUAUUUCAGAUUUUAUCCGUUUUUGUUAUUAUUUAUGACUGUAGAUUGUAAUUGUUGAAUAUAUAUAAGGUCAUUUAAAAAUUGCUCUCAUUUUCUCUUCACAUUGAUAAUAAAUUUCUUGCCAAGAGCUCAGGAAUGAAGAUUCAUUAUUAAGUGGUAUGGGUGUCUUCAGCCAUCUUGGAUUGUAAAAUAGAAGAUCACUUUUAAAUGAAAUCAGCAAAAUUCAAUGCCAGAAUGCAAUUUAUUAAAAUAAUUUCGUUAAAAGGAACAAAUUUAUGUGAUUUUAUAUUUUAAUUAUAAAUAUGUUUCUAAAGGUAUAACAUUUUUGUUAUCAUGACAUAUUAAUGGAAGAUUAUUCAAAAAUUGUCAAUUGGUACAGGAAUCUACACGGAAUUUUUCUGUUUUAUGUAAUAACUGAAAAAAGGGAACUGUGUUUUUCUUUGAUAUUCUAAAAACACUAUAUGAAAACUAUCUUCAUGUAUAUUAUUUAAAAAUUCUUUUUAUUAUUUUACUUUCUAUUCUCGUUAUGAUAUUUUUCUCUGUAAUUCAUACAAAAUGAGUUG